Punica granatum (pomegranate) is the source of this 3366-nucleotide messenger RNA. The record is from RefSeq and is a predicted model, not a curated record. NCBI's taxonomy places the organism in Eukaryota, Viridiplantae, Streptophyta, Magnoliopsida, Myrtales, Lythraceae.
UUUCAAUCAACCGUUAAUUCAAUUCAAUCGAUAAUAACUCUCUCCCCCCAAAUUCCCCAAAUAAGUCCUUUCUUCCCUCCCCCGACGCCAUAAUCAGAUCUCCCUCUCUCUCUAUCGCGGGGGUUCGAUAGCUCUCUCGAGCUCUUCAGCUGCGCAACCAACCAUGCAGAUGGCUCCCCUCCCGUCGGAGAACGGCAUAGACGGUGACGACGAGCGGGAAGACGAGGAGGAGGAAGAGGAAGAGGAAGAGGAAGAAGAAGAGGAGGAGGAGGAGGAGGAGGAAGAAGAAGAGGAGCCGAGGCUCAAGUACCAGAGAAUGGGAGGCAGCAUACCUUCCCUGCUCUCCAACGACGCCGCCUCCUGUAUUGCCGUUGCCGAGCGCAUGAUCGCGCUCGGCACUCACGACGGCACCGUCCACAUCCUCGAUUUCCUUGGCAAUCAGGUGAAAGAAUUUGCCGCUCAUUCUGCCACUGUCAACGAUCUUAGCUUCGACAUAGAAGGCGAGUACAUCGGGAGCUGUUCUGAUGAUGGGUCUGUAGUGAUAAACGGCCUUUUCAUUGAGGAGCGGAUGAAGUUUGAUUAUCAUCGACCUAUGAAAGCUAUUGCUUUGGACCCUGAAUAUUCCAGAAAAGCAUCUCGACGAUUUGUGACUGGUGGUUUGGCUGGCCAUUUGGAUUUUAACUCGAAGAAAUGGCUAGGGUAUCGGGACCAGGUUUUACAUUCUGGUGAAGGUCCAAUACAUACGGUGAAGUGGAGGACUAGUUUAAUUGCUUGGGCCAAUGAUGCUGGUGUCAAAGUUUAUGAUACGGCAAACGAUCAGCGUAUCACAUUUAUCGAAAGACCGAGAGGAAGCCCAAGGCCGGAGCUUCUCCUCCCACAUUUAGUUUGGCAGGAUGACACACUGUUGGUCAUUGGCUGGGGUACAUCUGUGAAAAUUGCAUCCAUUAGGACCAAUACACAGAAUGGGGCCAAUGGGACCUACAGCCGCAUUCCUGUCUCCAGCAUGAACCAGGUGGAUAUCGUGGCAUCGUUUCAAACAAGCUAUUACAUUUCAGGAAUUGCUCCCUUUGGUGACUCUUUGGUUGUUCUAGCUUACAUUCCUGGUGAAGAAGAUGGGGAGAAGGACUUCAGCAGUAGCCUCCCAUCUAGGCAGCAGGGAAAUGCACAGAGGCCGGAGGUGCGUGUAGUAACUUGGAACAAUGAUGAACUUGCUACAGAUGCGCUUCCUGUGCUUGGUUUUGAGCAUUACAAGGCAAAGGAUUAUUCGCUUGCUCAUGCUCCUUUUUCAGGUAGCAGUUAUGCUGGGGGCCAGUGGGCUGCUGGUGAUGAGCCACUGUACUAUAUUGUAUCUCCCAAAGAUGUAGUUAUUGCAAAACCAAGGGAUGCUGAAGAUCAUAUCUCAUGGCUACUUCAACAUGGCUGGCAUGAAAAAGCUUUAGCAGCAGUUGAAGCUGGGCAAGGACGAAGUGAACUCCUCGAUGAGGUGGGAUCUAGGUAUCUCGAUCACUUAAUUGUGGAAAGGAAAUAUGCUGAAGCGGCUUCCUUGUGUCCCAAAUUGUUGCGUGGAUCUGCUUCUGCAUGGGAGAGAUGGGUUUUCCACUUUGCUCAUCUCCGUCAGCUCCCGGUGCUAGUUCCGUACAUACCAACAGAAAACCCAAGAUUGCGUGAUACAGCAUAUGAGGUUGCUCUUGUGGCUUUGGCAACAAAUCCAUCUUUUCACAAGGAGCUACUAUCGACUGUGAAAUCUUGGCCUUCAACUAUUUAUUCUGCCUUGCCUGUGAUCUCAGCCAUUGAACCACAACUCAAUACUUCAUCAAUGACUGACGCUCUAAAAGAGGCUCUAGCGGAGUUGUAUGUAAUUGAUGGGCAAUAUGAGAAAGCCUUUUCUCUAUAUGCUGAUCUUAUGAAGCCUGAUAUUUUCGAUUUCAUCGAGAAACAUGACUUGCAAGAUGCCAUCCGUGAGAAGGUCGUGCAAUUGAUGAUGCUUGACCCUAAGCGUGCAGUCCCCUUGUUUAUCCAAAACAGGGACUUGAUUACUCCAUCUGAAGUUGUUUUGCAACUUAUGAGUGCUCAAGAUAAGUGCGACUCGAGAUAUUUCUUGCAUUUGUAUUUACAUGUACUAUUUGAAGUAAACCCACAUGCUGGAAGAGAUUUCCAAGACAUGCAGGUGGAGCUUUAUGCGGACUGUGAUCCAAAGAUGCUUCUUCCUUUUCUCCGGAGCAGUCAGCACUAUACACUUGAGAAGGCUUAUGACAUUUGCGUCAAAAGAGAUCUUGUAAAGGAACAGGUUUUCAUUCUUGGAAGGAUGGGAAAUUCAAAACAAGCCCUUGCUGUGAUAAUAAAUAAUUUGGGAGACAUAGAAGAGGCAGUUGAAUUCGUGACAAUGCAACACGAUGAUGACCUAUGGGAAGAAUUGAUUAAACAAUGUCUAAACAAACCCGAGAUGGUUGGAAUGCUGCUAGAGCACACUGUUGGGAAUCUCGAUCCCCUUUACAUCGUAAAUAUGGUUCCAAAUGGCCUAGAGAUACCCAAGCUAAGAGAUCGUCUUGUUAAAAUCAUCACCGACUACAGGACCGAGACAUCUCUCAGACAUGGAUGCAAUGAUAUUCUGAAGGCCGAUUGUGUGAACCUCCUGGUUAAAUACUACAAAGAGGCUAGACAUGGCGUGUACUUGAGCAGCGAAGAGGGGGAAGCUCGGGCAAAGAGAGACGACCACAGGGCCUCUUCUCAGGACACCGUAAAACCAUUGACACUCAAGAACAGUGAGGUCAAGUCAAGGACUCGAGGACCUGCGAGAUGCUGCAUCUGUUUCGAUCCGUUCUCUAUACAGGGCUUGUCAGUGGUAGUCUUCUUCUGCUGCCAUGCAUAUCACGAGGCUUGCCUGUUGGAUUCUUUGUAUACAAUUGACAGCAAGAAGGGAAGCAAAGAUGGUUCUUCCCAGAGGACGAUGUCAGAUUACGGGUAUGAUGACGGUAAUGAUGAGGAAGAUGAGGAUGAAGAUGAGUCUGCUACCAAUCGUAUGCGGUGUAUUUUGUGCACCACGGCUGCUAGUUGAGUUUUGGCUGUGGGUGUGUAUUUCCGGCUUUGAUUGUUAUUGUUUGGGGGUUUCCGGGUUUUCUUUGGGUCAUAAUAUUUUUGGUGUGCAGUAGUCUUUUUAUUUUCCCUCCUUUUUCUCUGAGUUUAAUGUUAACUAUCAUCGUUAUUAUUGUAUCAUAGUAUAUAUAUAUAUAUAUAUAUAUAUAUAUGGGGAAAAGUAUAGAAAUCCCUUGUGGGUUUGAUUUUGUGACAAAUUGGAUCUUGUGAUUUUUUGAGAACUGUGACUCAUUUCGUGAGAUAUAAUGAACAUCACCGUUAAUUUUUUCGUCA